Messenger RNA from Helicoverpa zea (corn earworm), 3494 nucleotides. Its product is annotated as zinc finger protein 568-like. The record is from RefSeq and is a predicted model, not a curated record. Gene Ontology annotation, biological process: regulation of transcription by RNA polymerase II. NCBI's taxonomy places the organism in Eukaryota, Metazoa, Arthropoda, Insecta, Lepidoptera, Noctuidae. Bases 1063 to 2091 code for a protein of 342 amino acids. Gene Ontology annotation, molecular function: RNA polymerase II cis-regulatory region sequence-specific DNA binding; DNA-binding transcription factor activity. The transcript has 6 exons.
AACAAGAAAGAUAUGUGAACGUGGUGCCCACCUCCCGUGUGAAGAUAAAGUCUUAGGAGGCCUUUCAUGUUUUUGGACUACUUUGGCUGUUGUUAUGGGAAGCCAGAAAGUCUGAACCAAGUCUUACCAAGGGAUUGCCUGACUGACUGAGUUAAGGUCAGAUAGCAGUUGCUCCAUGUAAAACACCGGUACUCAACUACUUCUAGUUAGACUGGCAGCCAACCCCAACGUAGAUGGGAAAAGGUUAGGCAGAUAGCAAUAUUUAGUCUCCCAAAAGAACCAAGCGUGUCAAGCAUUGCCUAACUUUAUGACCAAUCAAUCAGCACUACUUUGACUAAGCCACAAUCUUUUUGUUUUUAUUUUAUGUCAAGUGCCUACUCAAAUAGAGCUUUGUUUACUAGCUUGUGUCAGCGGUUUCACCCGGUUCUUUUGAGAACCACUUUUGUCAUCCGGAUAAAGGGACAAUCAGGGGGAAAUUCAUUAAAAACUAGAAAUAAAGUAUUAAAACAUUAUCUUACAUAACAUGAGUACUAUUUGAAAGCUAGUAUUGAAAUUUUAGAAAAUGUGACUGAAAACAGAUUUUAUUACAGUUUUCAGCACUCAGUAAAAACUGAGAGGAUUGCCAAAAUACAGUAGAUCUACAGUUAGGCUGGAAACAGUGCUCGUUCAACGGUCAGUGCUGACCGUACAUCCAGACCGAAUCACAGCGCUGACCGUACGUCCAGACCGAAUCACAGCGCUGACCAUCGGUCGACGUAGCUAUCUCUGUGCAAGUCUAUGAACGCGCACACAGCUACGCUGACGGUACGCGCGUGAUUUGGUAUGUGAUUCGAUCGGGACGUACGGUCAGCGCUGACCGUCGGUCGAGCACUGUUUCCAGCCUAAACUGAGGGGUUGGCUACGCUGCCUGUAUCCUCUAACUCGCAUUUAUAAUAUUAAUAGCGUUCAACCAUCUUCUAUUACCCACAGAAAGAAAUCCUCCAAGAUGAAGACGACGCUUACCACUGUCGUCUCUGCUGGAAAGGGUUCGCGAGCGAGGUGGCUCUGCGCAACCACGCGCGCAUGGAGCAUAUAGACGCCUACAACACCGCCGACCCCGCCGUGUGGACGCACUAUAAUGAGCAGACAAAGAAAUCAGAAGAAAACCUGAUAAAAAUGAAAACAGACAAGAUGCUCUCCGAGAUGGAACCCACCAGCGUGAUGGCUCUAGCUUCCAAGAAUGUCUCCUAUAUCAUCAUAAAGCAUGAAGAACCAACUGAUGUUAAGAGAAAGAAGAUAGACAAAGGGAUCAGACAGAAGGAGAGAGAAGAGAAACCGCCGAUUAAGAAGGAAAAGGAGUCUGAGCCUAUUACAGGACCAUUCGAGUGUCUGCAACCCUCAACCCUAGUAGCAGACGGUACCUGUCACCAGAUAUUCUUCUCAUGCUGCGAGUAUUCCAUACAUUAUCGUGAUGAGCACACGAGACGGAGGAAGGGGUUGAGGUGCCAGGUCUGUGAGAAACCUCUCGCCUGUUCUGGAGAGCAAGUACCUGCACCGUAUGCUUGUGAGGUGUGCGGCAUGGGUUAUCAGACCAACAAAGAGUUGUCAGAACACACAGCCAUCGCUCAUGUCAAGCUAAAACCCUUCGAGUGUAACGUCUGUCACAAGAGAUUUACACAGCAUGGCGGAGUCCUACAACACAUGAGAAUGCACACCGGAGACCGUCCAUUCCCCUGCACGUUCUGCCCAAAGGCCUUCACCCAGAAAUCCGGUCUCGACCAGCACCUCCGGAUCCACACCAAAGUUAAACCAUACCGCUGCGUAGUUUGUAACAAGACUUUCUGCCAAUCGGUGCAUCUAAAACAGCACAUGCGAACACAUACCAACGUAGCACCGUUCCAAUGUGGUAUAUGCGAUAAACGGUUUAAGCAAAGCAGUCACUUAAAUUAUCAUUUGAAGAAUCAUAACCCAGCGGUGAUGACGGAGGAUCAGAGAGCCAAGUAUGCGGAGCUGAUCGGUCUAAUGAAUAAUCAGGCUUUGGAGCAGGAAGCUACCGUGCAAGUUGAAGCGGAAGUGGACAGCGAGUGGUGCGUUGCUAUAAAUGAAAGUUGACAGUGUUAAAAAUGUGAUAUAAAGUGUUGACUCUGGUGAAAAAUUGGUUCUCUCUAACAAGAUCAGCCAGCUGCGCAGGACAUGUUAUAGUGCACGAGUGUUUGCGCAAAGCAUGGGGAACAAAAUUACUAGCGGAGAUGUUAUAUCGCAAGUCUCUUAAGAAAGUAGAGCGACAUGCCUUCUAUGGAACUCAGGCCGAUUGUCGGCCACGGCUGGUCUCAUAAGGAGAUCUGGAAGUUGGUGAUUGAUACACCCGUGCGUUAAAGAAUACGUUAAUGUCGGUCCUACUUGUGAUCUCUCUCCGGUGGUGUCUGAUUGUCGUCCCAUCGCGCCAUGAGAGUGAUGGAAUAGUGAAUGCACUUGUGUAGCUGAAGCCGUUAAACUGUAGGCAGGUCCCGGCUGUCAUGUAACAUCCUCGGCAGUUGUUAUGGGUAGUCAAAAGCCAGUAAGUCUGACACCAGUCUAACCAAGGGGUAUUGGGUUGCCCGGGUAACUGGGUUGAGGAGAUCAGAUAGGCAGUUGCUCCUUGUAAAAGACAGGUACUCGGAUGCAUCCAGUUAAACUGGAAGCCAAGGAUGAAAGGACUAGGCGUAUAGUUGCUUAGGUAAAUGUGUGUUUGUAAAGCAUUUAUUGGGAAGAAAAGCAAUAGUAAGAGACUAUUUUAACAAUAGUUUUUUUUUUAAGUUUUUUAGUAAACAUGCAUGGAAUAUGAAAUAAUAAAAUAUUUUAUAAUAUUAAAGAUAUUUUAAAAAUGAAUAUGUAACAUGGUCUAUACAUAAGAUGUAUGUAAAUAGAUAUAAACAUAUGUUUUUCGUUAAUGUAAAUACAUCCUUAUAUAUCGCGCUUUUUCGCCAAUUUAUUGAAUAGAUUGCCUACUUCAAGCAGGUUUGGUCUAUUGAGGCUCAGCAAGGAGAACAAAAUGACUAGCGGAGAUGUCAUAACGCGAAAUCUAAGAAAGUACGCGACAACAUGCGAGUGUCAGGGGGACGAGGAACGUUACUAGCUCCGCCUUUAUACGCCUAUUAUAGAACUCUAUAAUAUCAAAACAAAAUCACCAAUCAAUCAAGACCAAUCUUUGACAGAUUGGUUUCGAUUUGACAAGGAACCGGAACGCCUCGUUAGUUCUAUAUAGUAACAGAUCACGUCUACCGUACGUUGCUUGAGCUACAAGAAGGCGCCUGAUCUACCUUCCUUAUGGCAUCUCCGCUAUUUUUCCUUCCUCCGUAUUCUCUAUGUGCAUGCAAAUUUAGUAAAAAUUGUAUAAUAUAUGUUUACUAUAUGUUAGUACAUUAUUUUACAUAUUAUAAUAGUGAGUAAGUACUUUGAAAUGCAUUGGUACUGCCUGAAUUAUUUUAUAUUUACCUACACUUAAACGUGAUUUCAAUAAAUGAUUUUUUAGUAUA